Molecule: messenger RNA, 4547 nt
Organism: Melanotaenia boesemani (Boeseman's rainbowfish)
Lineage: Eukaryota; Metazoa; Chordata; Actinopteri; Atheriniformes; Melanotaeniidae
Product: CTD small phosphatase-like protein
Exons: 8
Coding region: 677-1507 (276 amino acids)
Molecular function (GO): RNA polymerase II CTD heptapeptide repeat phosphatase activity
Source: RefSeq, a predicted model, not a curated record
CUGUAUGGGCUGAGCAAUGUAGUGCUGCGAGUUUGUGCUGCCUGCCUGAAAGAAUCCAUCACAGAAGCAAACCGCCCCCUCCCACCCAGAGCGCCCCCGCUUCAGAUGCAACUCAAAAUACAUAAAGCCUCCAUGUUGCACAGGGACUGUAGGGCCAACAGAUGUGAACUGUUUCAUAAAAGUGUAUGCAUAGUUUGACGUUGGGGAACUUGCCGCAUGUUUUUGGACAACAGCAACCAUCCGACGAGCUUCCAAGUGUUUUCACCGUUGUUUCAUACACGGCCUCAUAUUUUGGAUGAUCGGAGCCUGGGAGCCAACUCGCUAACCCAGCUGCUUGCUAACUUAAGUUAGUUAGCAAUUCAACACCUUUUUGAAAUUUUAUUAUUUUUAAUGUCUUUUAAAAUACGCGGUGUUGCCCACAAAGACUUGUUUGUAUCGAUGAUUUCUUUCGGAAAGCCAUAGAUGACAGCCAUUCGCUGGCCUCCAUUCACCACCGUGCUAGCUGGGUGGCUACCACCGCUGCCACACCACUUCGCUUCGGACGGUUUCCUGGCUUUGUGGGCAAGCUGGUCGCCCUCAUCUUAAACUGCUAGCUUACUGUAGCUAGCAAUCGAAGCGAGCUCCGCUAGUACCAGUAACAUUGUGGAAAGCAAAUCAGGAAUAACCACCCGUCUCAAUGGACCACAUGUCCAUUAUCACCCAAGUUUCCAACCCUAAGGAGGAGGAAAUAAUAUCCUUUAACCAGGAAAAAGCAUCCCAGUCAAACAGCAGCCUGAAGAAACAGAGAAGCCGGGGCAUAUUCAGCACAUUCUUCUGCUGCUUUCGCAACUACAAUGUGGAGCCACCAGCCACCAACACCAACACCAGUUCCCUGCCCCCACCUGUGGAAGAGAAUGGAUCCCCUCCCAAGUGUGACCAGGUCGAGGUCAUCCCUGUCCCUAGUCCACCAGCCAAAUACCUCCUACCAGAGAUGAAAAUUUCUGACUAUGGUAAAAAGUGUGUGGUGAUUGACUUGGAUGAAACACUCGUGCACAGCUCAUUUAAGCCCAUUAGCAAUGCUGAUUUCAUUGUACCAGUGGAGAUCGAUGGUACCGUUCAUCAGGUGUAUGUGCUGAAAAGACCCCAUGUGGACGAGUUUCUCCAAAAGAUGGGAGAGUUAUUUGAAUGUGUGCUCUUCACAGCCAGUCUUGCAAAGUAUGCAGACCCUGUAGCCGACCUGCUGGACCAGUGGGGUGUUUUUCGAGCACGGCUCUUCCGAGAAUCCUGCGUCUUUCACAGAGGAAACUACGUUAAAGACCUCAGCCGGCUGGGGCGAGAGCUCAACAACGUUAUUAUCGUUGACAAUUCACCUGCCUCGUACAUUUUCCAUCCAGAAAAUGCUGUCCCUGUUCAGUCCUGGUUCGACGACAUGAAUGACACAGAGCUCCUGGACUUGCUGCCUUUCUUUGAGGGACUCAGCAAAGAAGAAGAGGUUUACGGCGUCCUGCAAAAUCUCAGAAGCAGGUAGCAGGACACGCCACUGCGCUGUCUGUCCUCUCUGCCGGUAUCUGUCCCUUUCUACAGCCACAUCUCCUAAGUCAGGCAGAACAUCCCACAGUGGGACGCCUAGGAGUCUCACCACGGAAACCUUCACGUAUCCAUGUUUCCGCCCUCUUCUCCUGGUGACUGGCUGCCUUCUGAGUGCCAUCAGAAAAACACAGACUCACUAUUAUCCCAGGACCACUGUGUCUGACAGAAACCACACCAGAAAGUGUACAGAGCGUCCUUAGUUGAUAGUAUUGGGGACAAAAUACUAAGAGGAAGGAACUCUGGUCUUUAUUUUCAAAUUGGCAACGGUUUACUAUUUGGUCAACAUUUAAUUUAGAAACCAAAAGAAAAAGAAGUUAAAAAAAAAAAAAACACUUUCCGUCUGAAACUUGUUUUGUGGUACCACACAAAAGCCUGGAAUCGAUUUUUGUCCUCAUAUUGUUGCUAUGCAGGCAGUUUCUGGUAGUAGAAAGGACUGUGACUCUUUUCUUACUGAAUGAAGUGCCUUGUGUGAAUGUUGUUUAUAUGGGGAAUUAUUUUGUACAUGGUUAAUUUCCAGAAUACUUCAGUCUUUUCACCCGCAAUAUGCUUUAAAGUGGACACAAAUAUCUUUGUAUAAAGGUUUUACUUCACCUUUUUGAUGAUGAAACGCUGGGCAAUUGUCUCAUAGUAUUCUUCUUUUCCCAGUAUGCUUGUGCCAUUAUAUAGGUGUGACUUUUUCUUUUUGCUUUCAUUAUGUGUAGAAAUAGGUUAUUUGUUUUAGGAAAAAAAGAUUUUGCUUGCAGUUGUGAACGUCAUGCCCCACCUGCAACAGUAGUUUUUGGUUGUUUGAUCAUUUGAUCUGAACGCUCAGAUAAAACUGUGCCAUUUAUUUUUCUGUCUCUCACAUUACUUCCCUCAUCUCAUUUUAUUAUUUGCCAAAUAAGGACGUUUUGUUUUUAACAAGCUUCAUGUCUUUACCAGGUUUUGAGUUAAUAAUGUUAAACCAUUAGUUUGUAUAGCAUUAUAGUUUUUAUGUCAAACUCAUUUGUAUGUUUUUGCUGUUUUGUGGCCCUAGCUUCUCGUGUUAUGUUCAUUUGAUGGUUAGGUUUUCGCCUUUCUACAUUUUUUUUUUUUUUUUUUUUUUUUUUUUUUGCCACACGUGGUGCAGCUUCACCCUUAAAGGAUGAUCUUUCUCUAAAGUGGCGCACAUUUGCAAAGGUGUCCUUUUUAGUUGUUUCAAAUGGUCUGGGAUCCUAAAAUUGGCCGAGUGCCAUUUUUUUUGUUUUUUAAAUAAUAUCUGCGUAUUUUGGGUAAUAGUGUUAAGCGUGUAAGGAAAGUGGAGAAUGUUAAAAUCACACCAUUCUCCUUAGCUAAAUGUGGUCACGGCCUGGCCUUAUCCAGCUCUGGUAGAAAACCAGUAAAGACCAUAUUUGAUGAUUAUCUUCCCAGACUUUAUUUUUUUUAACUCUUCUUCACCUCAGUGCCUACAUUUAUGAGGAGCCCAGCAAAACUGAAUGCUGCAACAUUGGCUAUCAUGGCAAUAACGCAUCCCCACCCCCCUCCCCUUUGUUUUCCACCCCAAGUUUUCCCCAGCUGAUUGGCUCGUGGUGUCUAAGAGCACCCGACAAAGCUAGCUAGAAGAGGUUUACCAGGAAGACUAGUUGAAGCAUCACAGGUGAGAUUGACUUCAUCUAUUUGAAUUAUAAAGUGCUGGAACAACUUGAAUGUUGCUUGGAUGAUUUCCAUAAGCAAAACGAGUCAGCUAUGUUGCCAUAGUUACCAGCUUUUGUUGCGGUAAGAAGGUGAAAAGGAUUGCUUCAAGCCUACACGUGGGUCCUCAGUCCUGGCCCAUCCAGACAGCUUAAUAAUGUUUAGGGUCCAGCUGAAAUGAAACAUUACUGAGGCACUGAAAAAGGACUGAAGAACCUCAUCAUGGCUUUGAUGCCUUACUGCCUGUGGAGACACAAAGCAAUGUUUCCUUUUCAGUGCCAAGGUUGCCAUUGUCUCUGUUCUUUUCUUAUGGAGGGUGAAAACGGCUUAGCCAUAUAUGCAGACCAUAUGUGGGUAAGGUGGGUUAACACUGCAAGCCUGAAAGCAUUUUUGCUUUAUUGGUCGGUUAAAGGGUCUAUGUUUAUUAGAAACCUGAACUACUUCAUAAUUUCCCUUUUAUGUUUUUCUAGUUUAAAGGCUGUUGUUUCUUCGGGCAUGUUGGAAAUCUGAACAUCUGUGUUGGUAGUGAGUGUUCAGCUCAUGAUGAUGGCUUCAGUCCGAUGUCUUUUUUUAUACAAAGCAUUUAGUCGACUCCUCUUCACCUCACUGAUGACCUUUCUCUGAAAAUGUUUGUAUCAUUGUGAUAUUUUUCUACCUUCAUCAUGUCAGUAUUUGGUUUCAAAAUGGCCUAUAACUCAUUUUAUUUACACUUUUUGUUCCUUUUCUUUCUUUCAGCUCUUUUAUCUCCUUCUCUCUUGCCUGUUGGUGAGAUAUCUCGGUCAGGUCUUGUCUUUCCAAUCGAGGGAUGAGUGCGUGUGUGUGUGAUUGUGUGUGUGAUUGUUUAUGUUUCAUUGUUUAUCACGUCACUCAUAAUCACAUUGAUCUUUUUGUAUUACGUAACACCAAAGUUCUAAGACACUUAAGUUCAAGUCACUGUGCUCUUCUUUUGAGGGGGGUGGGUUUUUUUUUAUUUUUAUUUUUUUACUUUUUUUUUUUUUUUUUAAGUAACAUCUCGGUUUUUGUUGAUUUUGCGUGUUGGCAGUGUUGUCAUCCUGAACAUCAGUUUUUCUUUUCUUUCCUUAAUAAAGGCUUCAUUGAAACAAUCUUUUUGUUUUGUAUUAUUUUCCCUAACAUCCAAACAAUACAUUACUUCUGGCCAAAGAUCAUCACUUUAGGUGGGUGUGAUUGAGGUUUCUAUUCUCUUUGUACUUGAUAUGGUCUGUUGUGUCCAAAAGUCACGGGGGACCAUCUUCUGUUAAUAUCACACAGCUGGAUUUAGUUUGCCCUUGAUUCUUCCAGAUAUGUCACAAAUAAAGCACAUUUUUAUG